Molecule: messenger RNA, 1008 nt
Organism: Spodoptera littoralis (African cotton leafworm)
Lineage: Eukaryota; Metazoa; Arthropoda; Insecta; Lepidoptera; Noctuidae
Source: the annotation of a GenBank genome assembly
AUGGAAAGAACAAAAAAAUCGAAGCAAAAGAAAAACGUUCUGUUCAGUUUUUUUGGUACCGGUACGAUGAGGAUUUUCAAAAUAAGGAGAGCGGGCCCCGUGGUUGUGAAUACUGAUGUGGACCGCGCCGUUAGAACAGAGACGGAAUUCAACAUGAGGUCCAUCAGGUUCCUCCUGGUGAUCAUCACGGCUAUGUUUGUGGUGCUAGGAACUCUGAUGAUGGUGCUGGGUAUAUCAGUAUACUCCCACUUCCAUAGCUUCUCCACAUUCUUCGAGACUGGGAUGAUCCGUAUGACGCCAUCCAUCAUGAGCGUGUUCGGUGGAGCGGUGCUAGUGAUUAUAUCCUUGCUCGGAUUAAUCGGCAGCUUGAGACUCAGCACUUGCUUGGUCAAUCUGUAUGCGUUCAUCUUGAUGCUAUUGUUCAUUUUUCAAUUAGCCAUAGUAAUAGUCUCCUUCAAUGCGGCUGGAGACCAUUUAUACAUGAAUUAUAUUGACAUUCCAGUUAAUAUGUACAGUGAUCCUGAAAUUCAACGAGAAAUAGACAUGCUGCAAAGUAGCUUAUUUUGCUGUGGCAGUUAUUCCUUCGAAGACUAUUUAGGUGUGACGUUUGGGCCCUAUCAACCAGUCGUUGUGGCAACUGUAUUACUUGCUGGAGAGUACGUCACCCUGACUUUGCCAGAAUCCUGCUGUUUCUCCGUCGUCAAUGGUCACUGUGAUCGAGUACCACAGCGGGGUUGCAAAUCCGAACUAUUCGGUGCUUUGGUACAGAAUUCCACAGUUCUCGGUAUCGUUGGAAUAUCUGUGAUACUUAUGACUUUACUCGGCAUAAUUUUUGCUCUGCUCCUGGCACGUAGUAUCCGCAAACUGAAGAGUGCAAGGGGUUUGCUCGCGUGGAGAAUUCGAGAGAGCGUUAUCGUGGCACGACAGGCUGAGGAAAAGCAGCAGCAAUCACAGCAGAGUGAAGCAAACCAAGUGCACAUCGAACCACAAUUAUCAAGCACUGCAUAA